AUGUUGAACCCGAACCCCCACAAGGAGCUGCUCGAUUGGGUCGAGAGGGUCUCCAACUCGGCGCUGCAAGGUGACCCGACUUAUGCGAAUUUCAAGACACUCCAGGACCAGAUAAUCCAAAAACUAGAGGCCGCGGGCUUGUGCUACCGCGAGCAGAGCAAGCCUUUCCACGUCGGUGUGGAGCCGUCCAACAGGCACGGCAUCGGCGUGGAGGCGGUGGACGUGCACAGCUUGAUCCAGUGCAUCGCCACCGUUGGUUUCAGUUGGUCUGAGGCAGCUGGCGGGGUCGCCAUCGAGCUCAGCAGCGACCCCACCACGCGCCAGAAGCAGCGCGACUUCCAGGACCACCUGAGCGCGAUCUCAGGUGGCGCGAUCCCGCCGAUGAAUGCGAAUGACCUCCGCUACCUCUCGAUCACGAACGGCCACACCAACGCGGGCCUGCGCUGCAUCGACAGAGAGUGCAAGACGACCUUGACGUCGGACGCCUUGGUCGUUGACGGCCACUUGGCGAAGGAGAAGGUCUACACGGCGUGUCCUUCCUACAAGGAGGCGGUCGAGAACGGCCUGCACUGGUUGAUCAUCCGUGCUGAGGUGCCUGCGAGCUGCGCGAGCUUCUGCAGCUUCUUCCAGGAGGCUGACAACGCGACCCACGGCGCGCAUAGGGUCCAGUCUUCAAUGCAGACGUUGCUCCAGAUCCACUCCCGCGCGGUCAGGGGUGGAUCGAUGCCCGAUGAUAAGAUGUGGGCCGCCAUCGCCAGGGAGAUCGAGAGGACGAAGCCUUUUUUGGCUGGCCAGUGCCACGACCUCUGCAUGUUCGUGAAGGAGUGGGGCGGGGGCACCGAGCCAGUGCACUUGCGGGAUCUGGAGGAGUUCUCCAAGACCCUCGUGUUCAGGAGGGACAUCAGCGGGGCGACGUUCAAGGCGUUCGCGUCGAUCCCGAUGGUGCAAGCGCCAGAGUACAUCGUAUCGUGUGUGAAGGCAUGCUUGGUGGCACCUGAGAACUUCUGCCGCGGCAACGAGUGCCGCCUCUUUACGACCUCGGACUGCGCGUCCAUCUCGUCCAAGCACAAGGCGUCCGCGAUCACGGUUGCCACGAUGAUUCGCCACGCUGCCAAAUUCAUGGAGACAGUUGGCAUGUCACAGACAGAUCGCUGCAAAACCAUGAGCGACUUCCAGGUGAAGUGCGUCAUGCACGUCCAUGGCAAGAAGUCCGGGAACCGCAGGUGCUUCGGCAACCUGAAGGAGAUCGGCCAGUGGCUGUUGGAGACGAUCUGGGAGCUCUACCCUGUGGCAAAGGACUUGGACCAACCCUGGCCCGUCCUCGAGCCGAAGGGCACUUCGCCGAAGCAGGACGACUCUGGCUUCAGGCAGUUCUCCAGCACGGGCGGCGUCUCUUCCGACUGCUUGGGCAGCCGCGGCUUCAAGACAGGCGUCACCAUCGAGAAGGAGAACAAGAUGUACAUCAUCAAGAAUCUCAGCACCGAGGGGGCCACUUUGCAGGAGAAGGUCGACGGCGCCGACCCCGUCGACGGCGACGACGGCGAUGACUUGAUCAACGUCACCGUUGGCCAGUUGCUCGACGAGUACAAGGCACGCGCCUUCUGCACACUGCUUUUGUUUCUCAUGCUAUAA
Molecule: messenger RNA, 1632 nt
Organism: Prorocentrum cordatum
Lineage: Eukaryota; Dinophyceae; Prorocentrales; Prorocentraceae
Source: the annotation of a GenBank genome assembly